Molecule: messenger RNA, 934 nt
Organism: Vidua chalybeata
Lineage: Eukaryota; Metazoa; Chordata; Aves; Passeriformes; Viduidae
Gene: CBX1
Product: chromobox 1
Exons: 5
Coding region: 160-717 (185 amino acids)
Biological process (GO): negative regulation of transcription by RNA polymerase II; chromatin organization
Cellular component (GO): pericentric heterochromatin; nucleus
Molecular function (GO): chromatin binding
Source: RefSeq, a predicted model, not a curated record
GCGGCGCUGGCCGGGCUCUUUUGUUCAGGGCGGCGGACGGAGCGCGGCCAGGCCCGGGCCCCCCCCGACCCCCGAGCGCGCCCCCCGCGCCCCUUCCCUCGGACACCGGCGGCGGGGCUGUGCAAGCAGCCCGGGAAAGCGGAGAAGCUGGCCAGCACAAUGGGAAAAAAGCAGAACAAGAAAAAGGUGGAAGAGGUGCUGGAGGAGGAGGAGGAGGAAUACGUGGUGGAAAAAGUCCUGGAUCGGCGCGUGGUCAAGGGAAAGGUGGAAUAUCUGCUCAAGUGGAAGGGAUUCUCCGACGAGGACAACACCUGGGAGCCCGAGGAGAACCUGGAUUGCCCGGACCUGAUCGCGGAAUUCCUGCAAUCCCAGAAAACCGCCCACGAGAGCGAGAAAUCCGAGGGCAGCAAGCGCAAGGCCGAGUCGGACACGGAGGACAAAGGGGAGGAGAGCAAACCAAAGAAAAAGAAGGAAGAGUCGGAGAAACCGCGAGGCUUCGCCCGAGGCUUCGAGCCGGAGCGAAUCAUCGGAGCCACGGAUUCCAGCGGGGAGCUGAUGUUCCUGAUGAAGUGGAAGAACUCGGACGAGGCCGACCUGGUGCCCGCCAAGGAAGCCAACAUCAAGUGCCCGCAGGUGGUGAUCUCGUUCUACGAGGAGCGGUUGACAUGGCACUCCUACCCCUCAGAGGACGAUGACAAGAAGGAGGACAAGAACUAAGCCCUGGCUCUCCCCUCCUCGGGCAGCUUUCGGGGCUUUUUUUUUUUUUUUGGGAAGACGAUCCGAACUUUUGUGGGGUGUGAGCAAAGGAGGGGUUUGGAGGUGCCCUUGGAAGAGCCCCCCCAGCCCGGUUGUUGUGCCCUGCAGCCACUCCUCUGCUCCCUGCCGUGUCCAGAUUCCCAGCAGAAUCCCACGGAAUUCCAGAUUCCAUCGGGGA